This is a messenger RNA of Vicia villosa (hairy vetch), 1503 nucleotides long. Its product is annotated as protein LPA3. The transcript has 12 exons. NCBI's taxonomy places the organism in Eukaryota, Viridiplantae, Streptophyta, Magnoliopsida, Fabales, Fabaceae. The record is from RefSeq and is a predicted model, not a curated record. The coding region runs from base 58 to 1218 and encodes 386 amino acids.
AUUCCUAUCUAUCUAUCUAUUCUUUUGAGCCAUUGCAGUAUCACACAAACACUCACAAUGUUACUCUCCAUGGCAAUUUCAUCUCUACCUCACAAUCUCACUCCUUCAUUUCUCUCUUCUACUUCUCCACUAUCCUUUUCACUUUCACCUUCUACUACUUCAAUUUCAAUUUCCACUACUAGAACCCUCCGAAACACUUCCUUCAAAAUCAAAAGCCUUAAAACCGAACGAGAACCUUCUUCAUCAGAUCCAAAUCCAGGUUUCGAUCCUAAAUCCGGCGUAGCCGUUUACAAACCUAAAUCCUAUGAAAUUCUCGCCAACGACGCUGCUAAUUCCCUCGCUUAUGCUCUUCAAGACGGAAAACUUCGACUCGAAAUCGAUUUCCCGCCCUUGCCCAGCGAUGUUUCUUCAUAUAAGGGAUCUUCAGAUGAUUUCAUCGAUGCCAACAUUCAACUUGUCUUGGCUGUUGUAAGAAAGCUCCAGGAGAAAAAAGAGUCCACAGUUUGUAUAGUAUUCCCUGAUAAACCAGAGAAGCUUCGAGCCUCUAAGUUGUUCAAAGCAGCUCUCGAUUCGGUUGAUGGCAUUACUAUAGGUUCCUUAGAUGAUGUCCCCGCAGGACCUAUGGCUUCAUUUUUCCGAUCUGUUAGGAACACCCUUGAUUUUGACUUUGAAGAUGAGAAUGAAGGUCGUUGGCAGUCUAGUGAGCCUCCAUCACUCUAUAUAUUCAUUAACUGCAGUACACGUGAACUUGGUUAUAUUGAGAAGUAUGUGGAAAAAUUUGCUCCAUCAACACCAACACUUUUAUUUAAUCUUGAGCUAGAUACUCUGCGUGCUGAUUUAGGCAUUCUAGGAUUCCCAACCAAAGAUUUGCACUACCGCUUUCUUUCUCAAUUCACUCCAGUGUUCUACAUUCGGAUCAGAGAUUAUUCAAAGACAGUUGCAAUAGCGCCUUAUAUUGUUAAUUACACUGGAGCCGUGUUCCGCCAAUACCCUGGUCCCUGGCAGGUGAUGCUUAAACAAGCCGAUGGUUCUUUUGCUUGUGUAGCAGAAAGUGCAACCCGCUUCACCCUUGGUGAAGCCAAAGAGGAACUUUUGAGGGUUCUGGGACUUCAAGAAGAGGAGGGAAGCUCUCUAGAAUUUCUACGAAGAGGCUAUAAGUCAAGCACGUGGUGGGAAGAAGAUUUUGAUUUGGAAGCAUCUUCUGCGUGGCGGAGCUGAGUAGAACACUACCAGAAGAGAUUCUUUGUUGUAUAGUUCAUCCACAUGCAGUGGUCAUAUAAUGCUCCCAUGCAGAGAAAGAAGGCAUUGCCUACUAAAGUCCUUUUCUUAAAAAUAUUCUUUGAUGUAAUGUUUUUGCCAAAGAAAUACAAAACUUAGCAAACUCAACAGUAACAAGAUUCUGUGUUUAAUAAUACUAUGAAGUACACUAGAAGCAACGUAAAUGUAUAAUAACACAAUUGGUCCUCAUAAGCAAAACAGAAUUUGAUCACUCUUCAUUAUCGA